Messenger RNA from Pectinophora gossypiella (pink bollworm), 1602 nucleotides. RefSeq names its product protein extra-macrochaetae (gene emc). NCBI's taxonomy places the organism in Eukaryota, Metazoa, Arthropoda, Insecta, Lepidoptera, Gelechiidae. The record is from RefSeq and is a predicted model, not a curated record. Gene Ontology annotation, biological process: negative regulation of transcription by RNA polymerase II; cell differentiation; circadian regulation of gene expression. The coding region runs from base 98 to 520 and encodes 140 amino acids. The transcript has 2 exons. Gene Ontology annotation, molecular function: protein dimerization activity; transcription regulator activity. Gene Ontology annotation, cellular component: nucleus; cytoplasm.
CGCAUCUCCUCAUUCCUCGCUCGCACUCCACGGCACAAACACGUGUCACGCGCUCGCGAUAUCCCUACUUCCGACCCAGUGUUCGUGUUCAGUGACAAUGAAAGCUAUCACAGCAGUGUGCGCGACCGGCGCCUCCGUACCCGCCAUCGCCCACGGGCGCGUUCAGCGGCACCGUGACGGCGAGAACGCAGAGAUACAAAUGUACCUGUCCAAGCUGCAGGACCUGGUGCCCUUCAUGCCGAAGAACAGAAAGAUUUCGAAGUUGGAGGUGAUCCAGCACGUGAUCGACUACAUCUGCGAUCUGCAGUCGGCGCUGGAGAAUCACCCUGGCAUGGAUCAGUUUGACGCGGAAAGCGCGCUGGCGGCGCCGCCGUGCGCCGCGUCGCCGCGGCCGGCGCGCCGCCCGCUUGGACCCCGCGCCGCCCCCAACACCAUCCUCCGCGACUCUCCCGCCGCCCACCACCACUCAAACCAAACGACGCCAGAGAAACAGAAUCAGCCAGACAGGCCGACAUGUUAAGUGGUGUUUAGAAUUAAAGGACAAUAAAAUGAUGGCGUAAAGCUAAAUGAGCUCGUGGUCUCGUGCACGGUGCGGGACGGGGGCGCGGGGGAGCCCGGCCACCCGCCGGCAGUUCCAGUGAACAUCAUCAGACGAUGAUAUCCUAAGUACGAUCUCGUUACGAUCAAUAUACUACUUAUUCUUAAUUUAAUUGUUUCGUGGCAUUACGCGCAGAAGACUUGAGCAUUGCAAUGCAAUCGCCGCCCACGUCGGCGGCUUGUUACGUUAUUAUGUAAAAAGCUUUACUAGUUAUUAGCCCGAUGUAUGUAAUCGUGUUUGUAAAUAUGUUGUGUGGUCGCGAUACUUCACGUUCAGGACUAACACUCCCUACAAAUGUAAACUUACUUUUCUUAAAGCCGAAGUAUUCAAACUGCAUAUUUUAUUUCUAUUCCAAAUUGGGUCUUAGAUUCUUAAUUUAAACGAUGCUUCCAUUUAUAUCAAAGAAGUGAACCAAUUAUAAGUUGGUUUUACUAUUAAAUUUAUUAUUUUUAAGUUAAUUUCAUGAGUGUGAUUUUGCAUGGCGAUUUUGUUGCUAUUAGAUUAUGAGAAUAUUAUUUUGUGAGUACUCAACGCAAAAUGUAAUUUUUAAUUUAUAGUUUGCGUUCAGUACAUAACUUUAUGUAAAUAGUGUACCUAUGUAAUAAAAAAUGAAAGAUAUAAAACUAGCUGAAAAUUAUCGAUUUAAAAACCUAUAUGAUUUAUAUUGAGUAUAAGGUGAAAAUGCUUUAAUUAUCUUAUUACUUAUGGUGUAUUAUAAUUUUAAACAGACUGUUAUAGUUUUAGUUAUGAGGGAUGUUGCUGGUGGUGAAACAAAUUGUAUUGUUGUGAGAUGAUGGUAUGAUUUGCUCGUUGUUUGUAUACCUACUGGAUGUCCCCGGCAGCUACUUGCCUACAGUCACAAAUCGCAUCAGUCUAUGAAACAGUUUCACAAUGUAUUCGUCCAUGAUUUCCUCUUUUUAUUUAGUUUUAAAAAUGUGCACUGAUUUUUUGAUAAGUUCCGUUAAAUGAAUCAAACUAAAAAUAAAAAGAAAACUUGGAAUUUA